This is a messenger RNA of Diorhabda carinulata, 6128 nucleotides long. RefSeq lists its product as uncharacterized. Gene Ontology annotation, cellular component: cell surface. The record is from RefSeq and is a predicted model, not a curated record. The coding region runs from base 141 to 5960 and encodes 1939 amino acids. Gene Ontology annotation, molecular function: heparin binding. The transcript is spliced from 26 exons. NCBI's taxonomy places the organism in Eukaryota, Metazoa, Arthropoda, Insecta, Coleoptera, Chrysomelidae.
AUUGAAGUUGGACUAGUAACUUAAUGUGAAAGUUUUUCAAGAAACAACUAUUUUUGAUAAUAUUUGAUAUGAAUAUAAUUGUGUAGUUAUUUGUGUUCAUGUGUUUUAAAUUAUGAGAAAAUAUUGAAAGUUUCACAAAUAUGUUCAAAUAUAUUUAUAUCUCAAUCGCAAUAGUUCCUUUUUCAAUUUUAUGUCAAAAUUUUGAAGAAGCUUGGCAUUCUUAUCAAAGUUCCAUAUUCAAUGGGAAUAGAGAAGAACUGAUAAUAUCUAAUGUAACAGCACAAACGAUUUUGUCUUUGAAGUCAAAUGUAGUAACAUGGCGAAGUCAGAAUAUCGGAUCCAUUUGUUACUCAGUUGGUUUGGCAGAUACCGGACUAACAAUUUUAAUGUCGUAUCUUAAUACAAAUAAAAGCGGGUUUAAUACGACAACAAACUUCAUUCCUACUUCGUACAAACCAAGAGAUGUAGUUCUAUUUCAUAAUCGAAGAAAUAUGAAAUCAGAAUGUAUAAUAUUGAUUUCAUUCUUUGGGUUGAAUAAAAUAAAAUGGAUGAAAAUUGUAGAUAUGUUUGUGGAAGAAGAUUUUUGGUCCUGGACUCUAGAUGAUCCAGUGGAGCAUAUUAAUUAUUUUAAAAUAGCAACGCGUAAUAUAUUAUUCGUCACUACAAAUAGCAGUGAUGCAUUUCUUUAUGAAUUCAACAUUAAUAACGCACGUUUGGAAAAAUGGUUAAUCCAGAAUAUACAAUUAGAAUCACCUGUGAGUUUAUCGACGUUUAACAGUUUUAAGUUUACUAGCUUCCUUUCGAUACUCCAACCUGGACAAGUUCUAAUAUACAAAUACCACCUUGAAAAGUUUAGAUUGCAAUCUAAGCUGCAAAGUAUGGGUGUGAACCAAAUAACUUCUUUCAAUAUAGGAUUCAAAUCUUUUUUGGCAAUUAAUGGUAACAGCGCUGGUAUAUACGAAUUGUUUGAAAACACUAUUAUCAGACAUACAAUUGGAAAUAGUAAUUUGAAUGGUAUUACUUAUUGGUUAUCAAUACCGAUUCAAACGUACAGGGAUGAAGUCCUUCUAUUAGCGCAGAAGUGUAUAGAUCACGCAACACAUGUAAAUAAUGAAGUAGAUGUUUUUAUCUACAAUGGUAAUAAAUUUGAAGAACAUGAAGAUAUUCCCUGUUUUCUAUUUGAAGAAAGUACAAACAGAUUAACUUGCCUUGCCCACAAUAAAGGAAUUUUAGGUUCAAGUUAUAUAGUCAUUGAAGAUGUUGUGGCUUUGUUAAUACCAGCAUUCAAUAAUUCUUCUAUCAUAUUCAUUAUUCACUUCGGCUUAAAGGAAGUUUCUAAUCCAUUAGAAAAGGAUCUGCUUGAUUUAUUGCGACUUAAAAAUAGUUUAGAGGCAUCGAUAGAGAUGACAGCAAAAAAGGAUGUAAAUACGUCAUACCCCUCCAUAUCGUAUUCUACCGGUAAGGACAAAUUACCGAUAGAGUUAAACCAAAGCAAGACGAAUAUUUCUGAGUAUAUGGAUCAAUUAAAUAAUUCAGAAGACGAAAUAGCUGAAUUACUAAGCAAAAUUGAUAAACUUAAUAUAGAUGAAAAUAAACAAGACUUUAAGAACAUUAUCAUCAACGGUAGAGUGAAAUUUGAAGGAGACGUGAUAUUGGAUGAAAUUGAAACUGAAAACAUUGAUGGACAAGAAACUUCAUUGGCAUUUUCAGAUGUUGUAAGGCGAAAUAAUAUUACAAGUAAAGUGAAAAAUAAAAUAUUCAAUGAUACACUAAUGGUAGAAGAUUUAUUUUCCUCCACAAUAAAUAGACUCAAAUCCAAUGAUAUUACUUUUGCUGAUGAUGCUGGUAUAAUCCUGAAUGGGAACAUUAAAUUCGAGAAGCCUGUAGAGCUUGUAAAUGUACAUCUCAGAAGUAACCAAAUCAACAACAUCGUUUUUGGAGAUGAAAUAAUAGAAAUGGGGAAGAAUCAUGAAGGGAGCUUAGCAUUUGAAAAUAUAAAUAUAAAGGAUAAUAUGCGUGCUGCUAAAAUCAACAAUGUUUAUCUUGAGAAAAAUCUAAAAACUCGGAGCAAUCCAUCGAGAGAAACAGAUUUUGAUAGUUUUCCCGAUAUUCAUAUUUCGCACAACAUAACAGUCAAUUAUAUAAAUGAAGAAAAUUUUACAGAAUUCAUGCAAAGUAUAUGUUUGACUAACUUAAAGUGUACAAUUCCAGGUACAUUGAAAAUAUCAGGGAAAAUUGCAGCGACUGAAAUAAUAACCAAUUAUUUGAAUGAUUUGAAAUUUCCUGAAGUUUAUAUUUCACCUAACUCUAUAUCGGAAGUUAAUAUUACAGGAAAUAAGCAUUUUACAACGCUUGAAACAGAUGAGAUUACAGUUGUUGGUUCUGUCAACCAAGUAGAUACCAGAACUGUUAUAACAACAUCUACCGAACAGCAUCUUGGCAAUAAAACACUUAAAAAUUGCGGCAUCACUGAUGAACUUGAGGUCUAUGGAAAGAUAGUUGGAAAUCUCGUUCAACAAUUUCCACCCAAUCUACAACUACCAGAUGUUGAUGAAAUUAAAUCCAAUGCUCUUUUCAAGAAUUUGGAAAUCAGAGGAAACAUUUUCAUUAAAAAUAACUUCAAUCAAGAAGAUUACUAUUCAUCACUUCAAGAUAUCCUGUAUCGAGAUGAUGUGAAUGCAACAAUUUUUUCUUCGAAAGAAUUUCUAAAGGGUCUUAAAACUUCCACUUUGUAUAUAGAUUCAGAUUCAAUUAACGAUGUGAAGAUAAAUUCGAUUAUUACUCAAAAUACCGAUCAACAACUUAAUUACAAUGUAUUAAACGGAAGUGUUUCAAUUCAGAAACUUGAUGUACACGGCCUAUACGAGAAUAUGAAUAUAACUAAGCUGGAUACUUUUACUAAACUAAAAACCAAUCAAUUCAUUGAUUCAAGCAUAGAAUUUGAUGAAAUAGAAGCAGCGAAUUUGGAAAUUUUCAAAACGCUUAACAACUUAAGUUUAAAUGAAUAUUUAUACGUAACAGAUGGUGGAUACAUUGACCAAGUCGUAACGUUUGAUAAAAUUGGGGCUGGAAAUAUAACGAUAAAAGGGGAAGUUAUUGGAAAUGUAACAAAAUUUGACUUGGAGCAGCUUAGUGAGAAUUAUUUAAGUAUAAGCAGGAACCAGAGCUUGAAAUUUGAUAUGAAUAUUUCGGAAUCUAGAUUAGAUUCUUUGUCCUUCACAAAAAUUAAUGGAAGAAAAAACGAAGCGAUCUUAAAUGAUGAAGACUUGAUUGAGAAAUUGAUUGAAAAGCUUAAUUGUGGGAACCUAUCUGUUACGAAUCUAAUAGCAUUAGAUUCCAUCGAAUUUGAGAAAGUUAAUGAAAAACUAGCAGAUUUUUUUAUGCCCAUCAAUUUAUUUGAUCAUUUGAAUAAUACAAACGUCACAGAACUCACGUUUGAGAAUGACAUCUACGUGCCAGCUAUUGAAAUCUUUGAAUUAAGUUUUGUGGAAUGGGAUAACUAUGUAAAACAGAUCGUCUUCAAAAAUGAAACACAUAUUGCAUUUUCUGGUAAUAAAACAUUUCAGAGUGGUAUUAAUGUCAUGAAGCUAAUAGAAACUAAACGCCUUAACAACAUUUUUUUGGAAUACAUAUUAACAAAGGAAUACAAUCAAACAAUAAUGGGUCCUAUACAAAUUGAAGGAGAUGUUAAUCUAAACCGAGUAGUUGUGAACGAAAAUAUGAACGAUGUACCAGUACCAGUUGUUUUAGAAUAUAUUCUUGUAUCUAACGGCAAUUAUUAUCUUAAAAGCGAUGUAAUAUUCAGAAGGUUACCUUACAUUGAAUCAUUAAAGAUAUUUGGGAAAAUAAAUAACAAAGAUAUCCUGGAAGUUUUUAAAGAUAUGGCUUUCAGGAAUAAGGAUAUAACUUUUAGGAAUGACACAAUUUUCAAAGAGCGCGUUUCCAUUGCUGGAAAUUUAGCUAUCAAGAAUCAUUUUAAUUACAUAAAAUUUAAUGAUGUCGUCUCCAAUAUUGUUCUAACAAGUAUGGACACAGACAUAAACAGCAAAGUAGUAUUUUCAAAAACGGUCCUUGUUCAAGAAAAACUAACUGUAGAUGAGAAUGUAGGUGCUCAUACAAUAGGUGGGUUCAAUGUGAGUAAUUGGAUUGAUAGAGGCAUUUCUUUAGACAAAGGACUAAUUCGAGAUCACUACAUUUUCGAACACGUAUACAUUAAUGAUAACUUAAUAACAGAUUUUGUUAGUGGAAUAGAUAUGAAGAGAUUGGUUCCAUUGAAAACGAAUCAAACCAUUGAUAAGAUGGAAUUUAUCAAGCUGAAACUUCUCAAAGAUAUUUUUGUGGGAAAAACAAUCAACAACUUAUAUUUACCUGAGGAAAUGAGCAGAACCAUAAUGAAAAACAGCCUUCAAGAAAUAUAUACUAAAACAGUCUUCAAUAAUAUCAUCUUGGUUCGUCAGAAUUUGAAUGUCAGCUUAGUCAAUAACAAAAAUACAUCGAAAAUAGUGACUACACACACCGAUCAAAUACUUACUUCAGAUUAUAAUUUCAACUCAAAAACAGUCAGUGAAUCGAAUAUAACCAUCGAUGGUUUUAUUAAUGAGGUUAAUUUAGUAAAGUGGAAGACAACUAGCUUGAAAAUUGAUUCAAGAGAAACUCAACAAAUUUGUAAUGAUUGGAAUCUGAAUAACCUCACAUUUUUCGAUGAUGUUCAAGAACUUUGGACAAUUAAUGGUUUAAAUUUGACUCGAAUCUCUAUAGACGUGGAAGAUAGGAAAAACAAGAAAUCACAGUUUGAAGAUACUAUAUUGGAGGAUUACACAAACAUUUGUAAAGAUGUUACAUUCUUAUAUGGUAAAGCCAAAUCGCAAAUAUACAAGCUAAAAUAUUUUGAAGAAUUUCAAAGAUUUAGUUUUCCGAGUAAAAUUAAAUUGGUUCAUGAUUUCAUUUACAAUAGCUUUCACUACCUCUUAGUGAAUCAUGAAAAUUGUAUGACAGAUAUAUACGUGUUUAAUGGAACUAGAUUUAUUCCACUUUUUACAAACGUUACCAGCGGUCAAUUUGAACAGAUAGUAUCAGUUGUUGAUGAGGACGUUCUCUUUUUAGUUACACGCGGAAAUCAUAAAAACAAAUGUGAUUCCAUUGAGGGUGUCAACAUAUGGAUAUUUAAUAACGAAGGACUUGAGUUGAUGUAUAACAUGGAAAAUCAAGAUAUUAUCCAAGAAUCAGUAGUACCAUCCACAUUUUAUACAAUUGGUAGAAGAGGGGUGAUAGAACAUAAAAUUAGAAAGAAUUCAACGGGACCAAUUAGAUAUAGAGAAUGGGAAGUAUUCGAUGGUGACGCAGCGUUUGUACCCCGGGGACUAAAAACAGGGUUGGCCAUACGAACUGGAAAAGAUUUAAUAUUUUUAAAUCGUAACCAACCAAUUAUUCAAGAUACAAGUGCGUUUUCAGAGGCUGUAAUCAAAGGAUCUAUCAAACGUGUUCAUAAUACAUAUAUACCCGGAAAAAAUGGUGGUGACAUAGCUGUUCUUAAUGUGGGUAUAAAAAGUGCUAAAAAAGAAUUAUUGGCAGUUGCUAGUCAUGAAAAAAGCAUCGUUAGAGAUUCAUUGGAUGUUAUAGAGAUCUACGAUAAUCCAUUGACAGGAGAAGUAUUUGGAAAAGUUUUAACUUAUAAACCAUCUUCUCUAUUAACUAUAGAAUUGGGUCAAGGAGAAACGCUUUUAGCUUUUUUGGAAAAUAAACAAAUGGCCCACUUUUAUGAAUAUAAAGGAACUGAAGGAUUUGUUAGAAGAAUUUCUGUCAAAUUAGAAGCUUCAGAUUUAUUCAAAAUGGAUUUAUCGAACAACAAACAACUGCAUUCAAAAAAGAUUGUUGGAGUCAUUCACCAAAAUAGAAUGAGAUUAUUGAUAGCAGUAAUGGAUGGAAACCAAAUAAGUGAUAACUUACACUGUGAAUUAUGAAGUGAUUUUUUUAAAUUAUUAUUAUUUAUUAUAUUUUACUUCUCUCGUUGAGAUUAUUGUUAAUAUAUUUAUUAAUAAAAAGAAAAUAAGUGAAUUGAAAAACUUUAUGCUAAUAGAAGCAGGACUACACAAAAUCUAUGAAAAUUUUCUUGGUUAUUGACGCAGUUA